Xyrauchen texanus (razorback sucker) is the source of this 4523-nucleotide messenger RNA. Its product is annotated as tetratricopeptide repeat protein 39C-like. NCBI's taxonomy places the organism in Eukaryota, Metazoa, Chordata, Actinopteri, Cypriniformes, Catostomidae. The record is from RefSeq and is a predicted model, not a curated record. Gene Ontology annotation, molecular function: protein binding. Bases 382 to 2121 code for a protein of 579 amino acids. Gene Ontology annotation, biological process: otolith morphogenesis; cilium assembly. The transcript is spliced from 14 exons.
GCGUGUGAUUCUAAAGAGGAAGCUCUCAUUGAGUCCUCGGACAUUUUUGAUCACUUAUAUAAUCUUUUUCACCUCGGUGGGGUGAAUGAGAGGCGAAUACGGUGCAUCAAAGGGACAAUAUCGUCACUGCUCCGAUGCUCCUGUAAUAUUGCGUUAGAACAGAUGCGAACGGCUGGCUGAUAGUUCACAGCUCAUUACGAUGGAGGAGACUUUUGCGGAUCUAAAAACAUCUUAGCACAGCAGAUCGGACACGGAAGGGAUCAAACUACAUCAUCCAGACGAUAUUUCAGCAGUGGAGUGGUGCGAGUGGAGCAGACGAGCAAUCUGUUCAUAGGGGGUUUAUGUGGUUUAUUUUGGCGUAUUAAGGAGUAAACAUAGAAGAUGGCAGGCCCCGAUCACCCGCAACAGCAGGUUGAAGAGAAAGCCGAACAGAUAGAUGACGCCGAACUGGCAUUUCAGGGCAUUCACAUGCUGCUCAACAAUGGCUUCAAAGAAAGCGACGAGCUCUUUAAGAAAUACAAGACUCAUAGUCCGCUAAUGAGUUUUGGGGCCAGUUUCGUCAGCUUCUUGAAUGCCAUGAUGACAUUCGAGGAGGAAAAAAUGCAGAUGGCCAGCGAUGACCUAAGGACUACCGAAAGACUUUGUGAGAGUGACAAUGCUGGCGUCAUCGAGACCAUCCGCAAUAAAAUCAAGAAGAGUAUGGACUCCCAGAGAUCAGGGGUGGAGGUUGUGGAUCGCCUGCAGAGACAGAUAAUCGUGGCAGACUGCCAGGUCUAUCUUGCCGUACUGUCCUUCGUCAAACAGGAACUCUCAGCUUACAUCAAAGGAGGCUGGAUCCUCCGCAAGGCCUGGAAAAUGUACAACAAAUGCUACAGCGACAUCAGCCAACUGCAGGAAGCCUGUCACAGAAGGUCCUCUGACCAGGAGGGGGCGCUGGCCUGUGAUCAGGUCAACCAUAACACAUCUUCAACAGAGAGUGGUGGCAGGAUAACAGAAGAGGUUCUGGAUCGUCUCAAAGGUUCGGUCAGCUUCGGUUAUGGGCUUUUUCACCUGUGUAUUUCAAUGGUACCUCCACACCUGCUCAAGAUCGUAAACCUGUUGGGUUUCCCUGGAGAUCGCCACCAAGGUCUUGCCUCAUUAGCCUACGCCAGUGAGAGCAAAGAUAUGAAAGCACCACUUGCCACUUUGGCCCUCUUGUGGUACCACACAGUGGUGCAGCCCUUCUUUGCCCUGGAUGGCUCUGACUCACAAGCUGGACUGCUGGAGGCCAAAGCCAUUCUGCAGAAGAAGGCAUUGGUUUACCCAAACUCCUCUCUCUUCAUCUUCUUCAAGGGACGAGUACAGAGAUUAGAGUGCCAAAUCAACAGUGCACUGGCUUCAUUCCAGGAUGCUCUGGAGUACGCCUCAGACCAAAGAGAGAUUCAACAUGUGUGCCUCUAUGAAAUCGGCUGGUGCAGCAUGAUAGAGAUGAACUUUGAAGAUGCCUACAGGUCUUUUGAACGACUGAAGAAUGAAUCCCGUUGGUCACAGUGUUACUAUGCUUACCUCACUGGAGUAUGUCAGGGUGCCUCUGGUGAUCUAGAAGGAGCUAAGGCCAUUUUCCGAGACGUUCAGAAGCUUUUUAAGCGCAAGAACAAUCAGAUUGAGCAGUUUGCACUCAAAAGGGCAGAAAGACUGAGGAAAAUGUCCCUGACACGAGAGCUGUGCAUUUUGGGUGUUGUGGAGGUGCUAUACUUAUGGAAAGCUCUUCCAAAUUGCUCUUCCUCCAAACUCCAGCUUAUGAACCAAGUGCUACAGGUGCUGGAUGACCAGUCAAGUCAUGACUUAAAACAUCUGCUACAUGGUGCUAUUCAGAAAUGUCUUGGAAAUUGUAUGGGUGCUGUUCAGUCGUUUCAGUUGGCAGCACAAGAUGAAUACGGUCGUCAGAACAACAGCUAUGUGCAGCCCUAUUCCUGCUAUGAGCUUGGCUGUGUGUUACUGGCCAAACCUGAGACUCUGAGUAAAGGAAGAUCAUUACUGCUUCAGGCUAAGGACAACUAUACUGGGUAUGACUUUGAGAAUCGAUUGCACGUCCGUAUCCAUUCAGCCCUUGCCUCCAUAAAGGACGUGGUCCCACAUUGACCCUGUCCAACUGGGAAGUUCACUGUACUUUGACCACUCCUGUCCAGCACUUUUUGUAAUGAAAGCCAUUUGAAAGUAAUCCUGCUUAUCUGGUUGAGAGAGUGAAAGUUCACUAACUUCAUUUAACGCAGAGAUUGAGUUCACCAAUUGUUUGUUUCGACAUUGCAUUUAGUCUAGUAUCAGGUUCACGAAUAACUGUUGGUUAUUAUAACAUGUAGCUGUUGAUCCGUCCCAAAGAUAUAUCACUUUCACAUUUAAACCCAGUUUCAUAGAUUAGGUACAUUGUGUGUGUUUGGUAUUGUUCUGAAAUGCAGGUAUUUAUUGUUACAUGUGGAAGUAUAGAAAUGUUGAACCUAACUCUCACAAUGAAACGCAAUGAAAACAUACUGUAUUGAAUAGAAAAACUGUUUAGAUCAUUUACCAUAGCUUGCCCUAUCAUACAAAAUACAUUAGCAUGGGAUAGAAGUCAACAUUAGAUAACAUAACAAAAGAUAACACAUGAAAUGAAAAAAUAUCUUAUGUAAUAGAAUUAUUGUAUCCAAAUUUAUAUCUGUAAAUCAAAUCAAGAUUGUAUGCACCAUAUGGAUGUCUAGUCUAGUGGUUGACCGAUAUUGGUUUUACAAACAUAAAUGCUGAUCACGAUAUCUAGGGAGUUGGGCAGAUGGCAGUUGUAAUACUGAUAUAUGGAACAGUUAGAUGAUAGCACAUGACACAUACACAGUUAUCGGCCAAUUCCAAUAAUUUCAUAAUGCACAAAUAUCAGCCAUAUAUCGGCCUGGCCGAUAAAUUGCCAUUUCUGAUAAGGAGUUGGGUGGCCGAUGGCAGCUAUAGUACUUAUAUGUAUAUGUGACAGUUUUAGGAUAGAAAAUGACACAUACACAGUUAUCUGCCAAUUCUGAUAACCGUGAAAUGUCAGAAUAUCAGCCUGGAUGAUAAAUUGCAGAUACCGAUGUCUAGUGAGUUGGGUGGACGUUGGCAGUUAUAAUACUGAUAUUUGAAACCGUUUGAGGAUAGCAAGUGACACAUACAGAGUUUGUGGCCAAUUCUGAUUAUCUUGAAAUGUCAAAUAUCGGCCUGGCUUAUAAAUUGCCGAUACCGAUAUCUAGGGUGUUGGGUGGUCGAUGGAGGUUGUAACAGAUUGAUUAUAGCAAAUGUCACUUACACAGUUAUAUGCCAAUUACCAUAAUCUGUAAAUGGCCAGAUAUCGGCUUGGCCGAUAAAUUGCAGAUACCGAUAGUUAUCUGGAUGGCGAUGGCAGUUAUAUAACUGAUAUAUAUUUAACAGUUUUAUGAUGGAAAAUGACACAAACACAAUUAUCGUCCAAUUCUGAUAAUCUUGAAAUGCUCAAAUAUUGGCCUGGCGAUAAACUGCCGAUACCGAUAUCUAAGGAGUUGGGUGGCCUAUAGCAUUUAUAAUACUGAUAUAUGAAACAAUGUGGUGAUAGCAAAUGACACACACACAGUUAUCGUUCCUUAUCGAUCAUUUCUAAAUGGCCAGAUAUCAUUAGUCUAGUCACAGACUGUUAAAGUGUAUGGCAAACACAAUAUUUCAGGUUAAAACGUAUUUCAUUCAAGGUUGGCUGUUUUCAUUGUAUCUAUUGCGUAUGUUGCCAGUAUCCAUCGGAACACUAGACUACAUAUCCCUUUAUGAUUGUUAACCCUAACAGGGGGGCUCUGGUCAUUUGAAAUGCUACGAUGUGUAAUAUUUUAUGACAGCAAUUGGAAAAAUAUGACUAAGUACAGCUCACCUGAAAUGUUUUAAUUUAAGUUAGAGAGUAGCUGCAUCUACUGUGCAUACCCUUCGUUGUUGUCCUCUGCUGGUCAGCAUCUUGUGACAGCAAUUCGAUUUUCUGAAGCGAUAAACCAUGCACAACUACCUACUGGUCUUCUCAGGGCCAGAAGAAGUUUUCAUCUAACAUAUUUUUGUCUUGUUACUUUUGACGAGCCAUAUUGUUGUAUUUGAGCCAGAUAUUUUUUUCUUCCUGUAAUUAUGUUGUUGGACCACAUUUAUGAUUUGUACACUUUUAACAUCACAUUAGUGUCUCCUUUUGAUUAGCCCCUGAAUAACUUGAAUUGAGUUUAGUCUGUAUAUAUAUUGUGAAAUUGUUGUAAAACUUGCACUUCCUUAUUUUCUUGUCCUAGUAGAUGUAAGAUAUUGGUCCCUCCUGUGGGGUUUAUUCACUACCAAACUGUAUAUGAUUCUCUAUCCACAAGCCCUUCUGGUUUCUCUCUAUAACGUCUGCAAACAUGGAAGGCUUGAUUUAAACCUCAAAACAUGUCUUCACUGUGAAAUGUGUCAAUAUUGGAUGUUCAAGGUAUUUAUACCUUGUGAAGACAAUACAACUAUGAACAUUUUCAUAAUAAAAUAACAAUGAAACUCACCAUUUAACACUGUUUGUGUGU